Messenger RNA from Salvia hispanica, 807 nucleotides. RefSeq lists its product as uncharacterized. NCBI's taxonomy places the organism in Eukaryota, Viridiplantae, Streptophyta, Magnoliopsida, Lamiales, Lamiaceae. The record is from RefSeq and is a predicted model, not a curated record.
UUAAUCUGAGUUUUAUAAAUAUUGCCAUCUUUCUAAACCCUACCUUUCUAAUCUCAUUCCAAACAACCUGCACUUGUUGCUUUCCUCUUCUUACUUCAUUCUCUCCCUCUCUCACAUUUUUUGUUGAUCACGACCAAACUGAUCAAUUAAGUCCUUGAGUUGGAGAAUCAUGGGAUCAGAAUCCUCUGCGCAAUACAUCCACAAGGUACAACACCUAAUAGAAGAGUGCAUCGUAUUCAACAUGAGCAAAGAGGAAUGCAUGGAUGCUCUCUCCAAAUAUGCAAAUAUAAAGCCUGUCAUUACUUCUACCGUGUGGAAGGAGCUGGAGAAAGAGAACAAGGAGUUCUUCGAAGCGUACGCGAAGCGAAGAGAGGAAAGAGGCGCAUCUCAAACGGAGACAAAUGAAAGCAUCCACAAUAUACUUUUGGCCUCUUCCAAGAAAGAUGACAACAAUGGUGAAUAGACUCAUUCUUACAAAAACCUACUAUAUUCGGAGCUUGCAAUAUACUAUUAUAUGUAUAAAUCUUUUCAUAAAUCUCAUGAAUAUAAUUCGUACGAUCAAUUGUACCAUCCAAAGUAUUUCAGUCACGAGUUUCCUUUGAAGGGCCAGAAUCAUAAGUUUCAAUCGUGCUACCCCACACAACCAUCAUAGAUUUACAACCAAAGAAUACCGUGUAAUGACCCUCUCCUCAUACUUUAUUUGCACUGUUUGUAAGCUUAUGAUGUUUGGAAAUGAGUCGGCCCAUGGGUCGCGCUGCCAUUGGGUGCUUUCAGUUGAUAGAGAUUUGAUGAUGAGUUAUGUAUGUA